Molecule: messenger RNA, 1653 nt
Organism: Galdieria sulphuraria
Lineage: Eukaryota; Rhodophyta; Bangiophyceae; Galdieriales; Galdieriaceae
Product: exonuclease 1
Exons: 4
Coding region: 47-1522 (491 amino acids)
Molecular function (GO): protein binding; metal ion binding; 5'-flap endonuclease activity
Source: RefSeq, a predicted model, not a curated record
AAGUUGAUUUAAAUUGAAUGUGGAAUUUUGGAUUGAUGAUACUAAGAUGGGAAUACAAGGGUUAUUACCGGUUUUGCGACCAAUAUCUGAAGCUAUUCAUAUUCAAAAAUUUGCCAAUAAAAGAGUGGGUAUAGAUGGAUAUAGUUGGUUGCACAAGGGUGCUUUUGGAUGUGCCUUAGAACUAUGUACUGGAGUAUCUACUUCCAGAUAUUUGGAUUAUUUCAUAGAAAGGAUAAAGAUGUUACUCUAUUACAAUGUGGUUCCUGUAGUCGUAUUCGAUGGUGCUAGGUUACCCGUGAAAAGUGAAACCGAAGCCAUAAGAAGAGAAUCUAGGGAAAUGUAUUUAGAAAAAGGGAAAAAGUUAAUGAAAGAAAAGAAAUGGACUCAUGCCGUAGAGUGUUUUCAAAGAGCUGUAAAUAUUACUCCUAUCAUGGCACAUCAAGUGUCGCAGGUUUUGAUAGAAAUGGGAAUCGCAGUUACCGUUGCUCCUUAUGAGGCAGAUGCACAACUGGCCUGGCUUUGUUUUCAAAAUGAAGUGGAUGCAGUGAUUACAGAAGAUUCUGACUUGAUUGCCUAUGGAGUGAAUCGAAUCAUAUAUAAAAUGGGUCGUUCGGGAGAUGGAUUUCUUAUUUCUCGUAAAAACUUGGGUGCUCUUGAAGGACUCGCAUUGUCCUAUUUUACACAAGAUAUGUUGCAAUUGAUGAGUAUCAUUGCAGGAUGUGACUUCUUUCCGGGAAUUCGAGGAUUGGGAAUCAAAAAGGCACAUGAAAUUGUAAAACGUUACCACACAUUGGAUCGAGUAUUUUGGUUCCUCAAGAAUAAUCCAAAGUUUCAAGUUGAACAAGAUGAUAGGGAAAGAAUGGCCAAAGCACUGAUGACUUUCAAGUAUCAACGAGUAUACGACCAUCGUCAUCAGAAACUUGUAUUUCUCACUCAACUUCGUGAGAAUGAUCCUUUAGUGCAUUCGAUGAUGAAAGUGGAUGCCAAUCUCGAAUUUCUAGGACCUCUCAUUCCGGAUGAUAUAGUACAAGGAAUUGCACAGGGAAGACUGCAUCCUUGUACUUGGGAAUGUAUUAUAGAUCAUUCACAAAGUAACAAAUCUGCUUGUUUGGAUGAACAAACAACUGUCAAGUCUCCCACAAAACAACGUGGCAUAGUUGUUAGGAAAGACAAAAGCCCAUCGGUGACAAGUCAACCUACUAGCAAAACCAAUUGCUGCCCUCGCAUUCGUAUAUUGGAUUUUUUCCAAAAGCCUAAAACUUCAAGAAAUCUUACUAGCAUUGUCUCGUCUCCGUGGCUGAAUGUGAUACGGGGUAAACGGAAAGAGGUCAAGGAAAGUAUGAUUGAUUCAGACUGCAAUAGCUCUCUAAAAAAGUGUAAAAGGGAGAGUUUAGAAAAAGGAAUCUUGCAACCCAACCAAAAUAUAAUCAAUCGGCUCAGUGAGAAAGAUAACGGAAACCUUGAUCACUUCCGUUAUCAGCCAUCUCAAGAUGGAACUUCCAUUCCUUGUAGUAGGAAAUGAGGGCGUUGGGUUUUGUGCAAGUGAAUUUAAACUUCCGUCAUAGUUUCCAUGUAUACCAUAAAACUAGUUUUACUCCAUUCCACUUUUUAUUUACUCACGUUGACUUGAGGCAUAAAUGUUUAGAAACUUUU